This is a messenger RNA of Solanum dulcamara, 1033 nucleotides long. RefSeq lists its product as uncharacterized. The record is from RefSeq and is a predicted model, not a curated record. NCBI's taxonomy places the organism in Eukaryota, Viridiplantae, Streptophyta, Magnoliopsida, Solanales, Solanaceae. The transcript is spliced from 5 exons. Bases 267 to 686 code for a protein of 139 amino acids.
AACCACCAUUUUCAUGGUCCAUUCGGAUAGAGACCGGUCAGGUUGUCCCAAUUCCGGUACCACCUGCAACAACCUAUAACAAUAAAUACAUAAUUUUUUUUAUAUUCUACUUAGGGUUUCUUCCAAGUGUGGUAUUGGUGGUGCUUCACAACUAAUAUUAACAUUUUAACGUAUGGCAAAAAAAAAGCCUCUCUUGGUUGUGGUCUAGAACCCAUCGCGGAGUAACUUUUAGGGCAUUCCUGUUGAAUCUUACCUGGUAGUUUAAAAUGACGACGAGUUUGGAAGAGCCAUCAAAGAAAACUUCACGUCCUCAAUUAGUUGUAUUGAACAGGGCAUUCAAAUUGGCUGAGCAAUGGGUUAACACUAUGGGCCACUCUCCAGAUAAUGCUAAACCAAACGAGGUUGUUCUAGAGAGUCGACCCCCUAGGCUUGGAAUUGGUGCUGCAGUUCCACGUCAAUCACAAACUGUACUCUCAAAUGACCCCGUUGAAAGAAGACUACGUGCUAAAUUGGAUGCUGAGAAAAGAAGAAAAUUGAAGAGCUCUGAAGCAUCAACAAUUUCUGCCAAAGAUGGGAAAGUUGAUGAAGAAAGUGAUGAAGAGGAAGCAGACAGCAAAACAAAAGCUUUUACAAAGAAGAGGCCUGCAGCUUUGCUCUCGACUCUGCAAGCAAAAAAGAAGAAGUGACUUCGCAUCAUCUAGCAAUGAAUGCUUCAGGAUGUUUAUUUCUUAACGCCGUUUUGCAGGGCCCUGUUAGAAGUCUCAGUCUCCAGCUUAGAAAUGUUUGAAAAUGAAAGAAAAAAGAAUUUUAUGAAGUUUAAAAGUAAGGAGUAACAAACUUUGCCAGUCAUGUUUAUUUCUUAACAAUGUUCUCCCCCGAGUCCCCUCAUUCGGCCUGUGCCUUUGAUUACAAAUGCUUUAAGAGAACAUGUUCAUCCUCUCAUCUUUGUUCUCACUCUUGAUUGAGGCAAUUGUUAAAAGGUAUAUUUUCUGUAACUAUGAUCAAACAUGCAGAGGACACAUCAUAUUUGGUA